UUUGACAAUUUUCGUUUUUGGUCGGAAUACAAUACACAACGCAGGAAAACAGUGUCAGGAGUUGUUUGGAGUAUGAGCAUGGCUGCUGGGGAAGGGGCUGGCUUCAAAGCCGCCAUAGUGUUUGUGGUUGCAGCUCUUUCUGCCUCCGCAGCCUUCUCUGUGCAUUUCUGGAGGAGAAAAUCUAGGGAUUUGGAAUCCAAGGUCAAAGAGUUGGAAAAGUCUCUCCAAUCCUCCUUUGAGAAAUGUGCUGCGGAGAGACAAGGUCGAAUUCGGGCUCAGCAGGCUUUAAGGAAAUCACUGGUUCAACCAAAGUUUGACAAUCUUGAGGUGACUUCUUAUCCAAUGACACCCAUUGGUAUCAUACACUCGUGUUUCUCUACCAGGAAUGGGACACCUAGGCAACCUUUACUUGUACCUCUUGCUAGGGCAUGCUUGGUCUUUGAUUUGUCUCGUGUUCCUCCAGCAGCCCUUGAGGGUCUUGAGCAAUAUUCUCAUUGCUGGAUUGUAUGUGUCUUUCAUCUAAAUACUGAUCUUGAGAAGCUUUGGAAGGACCCAACUAAGUCGAAGUUCAAGGCAAAGGUGAGAGUGCCGAGAUUGAAAGGUGAAAGGAUGGGAGUAUUUGCAACACGGUCUCCACAUCGGCCUUGCCCCAUUGGGCUCACUGUUGCAAAGGUGGAGGCAAUACAAGGGCAUAUGCUUCUACUCUCUGGCGUGGAUCUGGUUGAUGGGACGCCAGUACUUGAUGUGAAACCUUAUCUUCCCUACUGUGACAGCAUCCAAGGAGCAACAAUACCUGAGUGGUUAACGGCGGACAAUUUAUUAGUGGUAGCUUCUGUAAGCUUCUCUGAGAAUUUCACUUCCACACUUGCUGAUUGUUGGGAAAUAACUGGAAAGAAGUCACUCUAUGCUUCUGCUGAUGAGUUUCAAAGCCUGAUAAAGCAGGUGCUUUCAUGGGAUAUUCGAUCAGUGUCUCAACGAAAUCGACCUCACAACUCCCUUAUUAGGACAGAAAAUGGUAAAGGUUUCGAAAAAACUUUGGAUUCUGAGGAUGACAGAGAUGAGGAACCUCAUAGCAAUACAGCCGAGCUGUCUCUUCUUUCGUCUGGCAAAAUAAUAUAUCACCUGAUAGUGGAAGGAUUAGAAGUUUCAUACAAAAUUGACAGCAAUGGCAAUGUCAUGGUAGAGAAGGUCUCACCAUCAUCAGCCAUCCCCAACAAUAACCAGAAGCGCUCUAAUUAUUUGUCAUGGAAGGACAAAUUAAGGUAACUUUUAAUUAGAGGGACAAAUUAAGCUAACUUUCUUUGUUUACACCUAAAGAUGUUUCCAUGGUUGGAGAAUUUUCUGUUGUUUUA
Molecule: messenger RNA, 1352 nt
Organism: Ziziphus jujuba (common jujube)
Lineage: Eukaryota; Viridiplantae; Streptophyta; Magnoliopsida; Rosales; Rhamnaceae
Exons: 9
Coding region: 73-1266 (397 amino acids)
Source: RefSeq, a predicted model, not a curated record